Molecule: messenger RNA, 2896 nt
Organism: Telopea speciosissima
Lineage: Eukaryota; Viridiplantae; Streptophyta; Magnoliopsida; Proteales; Proteaceae
Product: U-box domain-containing protein 3-like
Exons: 6
Coding region: 203-2575 (790 amino acids)
Biological process (GO): protein ubiquitination
Cellular component (GO): cytoplasm; nucleus
Molecular function (GO): ubiquitin-protein transferase activity; protein binding
Source: RefSeq, a predicted model, not a curated record
UCUCCAUGUCAUCAUGGAUCGCUGUAAGAGAAGCACUCAAAGCAUGAGUGAGAGGUUUACAGUUUACUGUAAGGGUUCAAACCUUCAAGGAGAGUCAGGCAUACGCAGUGUAAUCACUCCCUGUUUUCCACUUAAAAGCUGCUGGUUUUGCGUUUUAUCAUCACACGUUUUGUUUUUAUUCACAAGCUGAAAUAAAGGUCUCAUGGACACAAGAUCUGCACCAUGCCUGGUUAAUAGCAUUUCUCGAUUCAUUCAUCUGGUUGCCUUCCAGACUGUGAAAUUUGUGCCUGUGCAGAAGCAUUAUCAAUAUAUGGUCAGUAUAUUGAACGUCUUAAAGCCUGUGCUUAAUGAAGUUGUUGAUUCCAAAAUGCCUUCAAAUGAAUUUCUACUUAAAGAAUGCGAGGAAUUGGAUUUGGCUGUCAAUGAGGCUAGAGAGUUCAUGGAGAAGUGGAAUCCAAAGAUGAGCAAGAUAUAUAGUGUUGUGCAGAGUGAGCCAUUUGCAAGAAAAAUCCAGAGUUCUUCACUGGAAUUUUGCCACAUAUUGUGUAGGUUUCAUCAGUCAUCUCCACCUAAUUCCCAUUUAACCAGUGUUCAGUAUUGCAUUCAGGAGCUUCAAAAUAAUGAGCAGGAGAGCAUAUCGGAGGUUGUGGAAGAGGCCAUAAAUGAUCAAAGGGAUAAUCUCACCCCUCGUGCUGAGAUCCUACUAAAAAUUGCUGAUUUACUCAGUUUGACAUCAAAUCAAGAGUUGCUGGCAGAGAGUGUGGCUCUGGAAAAAGAGAGAGUGAAGGCUGGAUGCAAGAAAAACAAUUGGGAGAUAGACCAUGUAGAUCAGAUGGUGAAUCUUGUUGCCCAUAUUCGUGAUUGGAUGGGUAAAUUUGAGCAAUUUGGGGAAAUAAAUGGUGUACCUGUUCCUUCAUACUUCCGUUGCCCACUGUCAUUGGAACUAAUGUUGGACCCAGUAAUUGUGGCCUCUGGACAGACGUAUGAGAGGGUUUUUAUCCAAAAGUGGCUCGAUCAGGGGCUUUCCAUUUGCCCCAAAACCCGACAAACUCUCUCACAUACAAAUCUCAUACCAAAUUACACUGUAAAGGCACUGAUAGCAAAUUGGUGUGAGGACAAUAAAAUAAGGAUUUUCAGUACUUCUGAUUGCAACUAUAUGUCAACCCCAUCCUUGUCUCAUAAUGUAUCUUCUCAUGAUUUUGUCCAUCAGGAUAGCCUCCAUGGUUCUUUGCAUAGCAGCAAUUCCACUUCAAGGUCCUCUCUGGGAGUCGGAAAUGGAUCUGAGAAGCAAAGGAUUGAUGAGGUCUCUCCCAGGUAUAGCGCAAACAAUUGCAAUGUAUGCAGCAGCAACGUAACUUCUAAAUGUGUCCAACCUUCGCCAGAACAGUUGUAUAUUCACAGCCGAAGUGAAUCAGACUCAAGUGCCAUUUCCAGCAUUGAGUAUAUGCCUAUGGCAAUGAUGACUGGUCUUACCGAAGAGCCAAGGGUGUUGAGUAAGCAAGUGGAUGCUAGUUUUUUGUCAGAAGUCAAAUCGGAGGGUCUGGCUUAUUCUCCAAAUAGAGAUUCGGGAUUUUCUCCAUGGUUGUCUGGGAAACAAUUUCAAAAAUCCAAGACAACGAUGGCAGUGGCUGAGGAUGGCAACAGGAAUCAUCAAAGAAGCCUUUCUCUUCCAUUUUCUGAUGCUGAAUUUGAUUAUUUAACCACUUCUUCCCAUGUUGAGAAAGUGGUUGAUGAUCUAAAGAGUCAAUCCAAUGAAGUGCAGACUGCUGCUGCAGCAGAGCUGCGGCUUCUUACAAAGCACAAUGUUGAGAACCGUAUCAUUAUUGCGCAGUGUGGAGCUAUUGAACCUUUGAUUUCAUUGCUCUAUUCAGCAGUGAAACUGACACAAGAGCAUGCUGUCACUGCCCUAUUGAACUUAUCAAUAAAUGAAGAUAAUAAAGCCUUGAUUGCGGAUGGAGGAGCUAUAGAACCACUUAUCCAUGUUCUCGAGUCAGGAAAUGCAGGGGCCAAAGAAAACUCUGCUGCAACUUUAUUUAGUCUAUCUGUAUUGGAAGAAUACAAGAUGAAAAUUGGUCGUUCCAAUGCAGUGAAGGCAUUGGUUGAUCUGCUAGGCUCUGGGACACUGAGGGGGAAGAAAGAUGCUGCUACUGCCUUGUUCAAUUUAUCGAUCUUUCAUCAGAACAAGGCACGCAUAGUCCAGGCUGGGGCUGUUAAGUAUCUUGUUGAGUUGAUGAAUCCUUCCACAAGUAUGGUUGACAAAGCUGUUGCUCUUCUUGCAAACCUCUCUACCAUUCCAGAGGGACGGUCUGCUAUUACUCGCGAAGGCGGCAUCCCAUUACUAGUUGAGGUUGCUGAAACAGGAUCACAGAGAGGAAAAGAAAAUGCUGCAUCCAUCUUGUUGCAGCUCUGCACUGAUAGCCAAAAGUUCUGUGCUCUGAUUCUGCAAGAAGGAGCAGUGCCACCUCUUGUUGCAUUAUCUCUAUCUGGGACACCAAGAGCAAAAGAGAAGGCACAACAGAUUCUUAGUCACUUCAGGAACCAGCGAGAGGGGACUGUUGGAAAGGCAAGUUCAUGACACGAGACGUGAAUAUUUUUUAGCUUUCUGUGAAAUUGGCCUUCCCAAGUGCAAUGGAUUUCUUUGAUCAACCAGAGUAUCUUGGCAUUCCAUUGAUUCCCUCAAAUGAAACUUUCUUGAGCAUGCAUGGAUACAAUAUAACAGAAUACAAAGUAUAGUCCAUCUCUCUCUCUUGGGCUUGAUCAAGGAAGUAGCCAGGUUAACUGUUAACCAGGAGUCAUUACUGAUUUUGUGGUACAUGUGUAUACUCCCUUUGUUAUUUGUUGUACCAUAAUGUUAUUGAAGUUAUAUUCUUUUAAACAUGAAAAUCUCGUGUGCACC